Eurytemora carolleeae is the source of this 966-nucleotide messenger RNA. RefSeq names its product mitochondrial ornithine transporter 1-like. Gene Ontology annotation, molecular function: L-ornithine transmembrane transporter activity. The transcript has a single exon. The coding region runs from base 1 to 966 and encodes 321 amino acids. The record is from RefSeq and is a predicted model, not a curated record. Gene Ontology annotation, biological process: mitochondrial L-ornithine transmembrane transport. Lineage: Eukaryota; Metazoa; Arthropoda; Copepoda; Calanoida; Temoridae.
AUGUUGGACUCGAGCCAACCUUACUCUAACAACAGAUCAGACAAUACAGUUGCUCAAAGUACACCUGGAAACAUGCCGGACGCUAGGACAGAUAUGGUGAUUGAUUUCAUUGCUGGAUCACUGGGAGCAGCAACCUCGGUGUAUGUGGGUCAACCCCUGGAUACACUCAAGGUCAAGAUGCAAACCUUUCCUCAGCUCUAUCCAAACCUCAAGGUCUGCUUCACGCGAACCCUGGAGAAUGAAGGGAUUGUUCGCGGGUUUUAUGCUGGAACUGUUCCUUCUCUGGCGGCAAAUAUAGCUGAGAAUAGUAUUCUAUUCGCCGCCUACGGAGCUUGUCAGAAACUAAUCGCCAAAUCCAUGGGAAUUCCAAGGGUUGAGGAUCUGAGUGUGACAGCCAAUGGAAUGAGCGGGUUCCUGGCCGCCUUCUGGUCUUCUCUCGCCCUCUGCCCUACUGAGCUGGUUAAGUGCCGGCUGCAGGCUAUGCGGGAGUCCUCCACGUCUCAAGGAAAAGAGCCACUGAAGAUUGGUCCAUACCAGCUUACGCGGGAUAUUCUCAGAACCGAUGGAGUUCCUGGAUUAUUUCGCGGAUUGACUGCUACGUUCACAAGAGAAAUGCCGGGAUACUUUUUCUUCUUUUUCGCAUACGAGCUUAUGCGGGAUCUUUUGCGAGCUCCUGGUCAGACUAAAGAUGAGAUUGGAGCUCUUAAAACUGUAGUGGCUGGUGGAACGGCCGGAGUAACUCUUUGGACGAUUAUAUUUCCGGCCGAUGUUGUGAAGAGUAGAUUACAGGUGUCUGGGGGUAAGACCCCGAUGUUGAAACUGAUGUCACAAAUCUACCGAACCGAAGGAUUAAUGGCUCUGUAUAGUGGACUUGGUCCAAGUCUUAUUCGUACCUUCCCUGCUACUGGAGCUUUGUUCCUGGCUUACGAAACCUCGAAGAAGGCCAUGACCUCGUAUGUUAGUUAA